Durio zibethinus is the source of this 2145-nucleotide messenger RNA. RefSeq names its product UDP-glucuronate:xylan alpha-glucuronosyltransferase 2-like. Lineage: Eukaryota; Viridiplantae; Streptophyta; Magnoliopsida; Malvales; Malvaceae. Gene Ontology annotation, molecular function: glycosyltransferase activity. The record is from RefSeq and is a predicted model, not a curated record.
AUGGGUGAAGGACUUUGCCUUCAAAAAAUCAUCAAGGCAACUCCUUCAAAAGCUUUGGUUAUUAGAAUCAACCUGGUUUUUCUUGCUUUCUUUUUGGUUAUCUAUGCUUCACUUCUUUUGCGCCCAUCUUCUUCAGUUUAUUUUGAGAAUGCUGCAUCGCUUGUUAAAUGCUCCUUGCGUGAGUGCCAUCACAAGGUGGAAAAAGGGGUGAAGAUGGAGGCGAUUUUCGAAGAUGAAGCCCUGAAACCAAAGCCUAAGAGAAAUUUGACCAUGUUAGAAGUGCCAACCUUCAUUGAUGAGAUUGGAGGAGGAUUGAAGAUUGGGAUGGUAAACUUCGAAGAUAAUGAUUAUAGCGAUUGGGAAAAACAUGGAGAAACAAUUCCAAUCCAUUUCGAGAGAGUCUCGGAGCUUUUCGAAUGGCAACAUUUGUUUCCUGAAUGGAUUGACGAAGAGGAAGAAGUUGAAGGACCAAGGUGCCCUGAGAUGCCAAUGCCAGACUUCAAUACGUACGAUAACAUGGACUUGAUUGUGGCAAAACUACCCUGUGAGUACCCUGUAGACGGAUGGGCCAGGGACGUGUUCAGGCUUCAAGUUCACCUGAUAGCAGCAAAUCUAGCAGUUAAAAAUGGGAAAAGGGACUGGAAUUGGAGAACAAAAGUGGUGUUCCUGAGCAAGUGCAGGCCAAUGUUAGAAGUGUUUCGAUGCAAUGAUUUGGUGAAACAGGAAGAUGAGUGGUGGUACUAUGAACCGGAAGUAGCAAGAUUAGAACAAAAAGUUUCUUUGCCUAUUGGUUCCUGCAAGCUAGCUUUGCCAGUAUGGGGACGAGGAAACGAUGAAGUGUUUGAUGUCUCCACGAUCGAACAGGCAACAAGGAACUCCAAGCGUGAAGCCUAUGCCACAGUGCUACAUUCUUCUGAAUCAUACGUGUGCGGUGCCAUAGCCCUUGCGCAAAGUCUCCUAAAAUCCGGAACCAACCGAGACCUGAUCCUUCUCCUAGACAGGUCCAUCUCUGAACCAAAGUGCGACGCCCUGAAAGCAGCCGGUUGGCAGCUUCGCUUCAUCAAAAGAAUCCGAAACCCUCGGGCUGAGAAAGGCACCUACAAUGAAUACAACUACAGCAAGUUCAGGCUCUGGCAGCUAACGGAUUAUGACAAGGUCAUUUUCAUUGAUGCAGACAUCAUUGUUUUACAAAACCUUGAUCUCCUUUUCCAUUUCCCUCAAAUGACAGCUACAGGCAACGAUAUUUGGAUUUUUAAUUCAGGGAUUAUGGUGAUUGAGCCAUCAAAUUGCACAUUUAAACUAUUAAUGAACAAACGUAAAGAAAUAUUCUCGUACAAUGGAGGGGACCAAGGUUUUCUGAAUGAAGUGUUCGUUUGGUGGCACCGUUUACCAAGGAGAGUGAAUUUUCUCAAGAAUUUUUGGUCCAACAGCACCGUAGAAUCUGGUUUAAAGAACCAGCUUUUUGGAUCUGACCCACCAAAACUUUAUGCGAUUCAUUACUUGGGAUUGAAGCCUUGGCUUUGUUACAGGGACUAUGAUUGUAACUGGAAUAUAGGGGAUCAACGUGUUUAUGCCAGCGAUGUGGCCCAUCAGAGAUGGUGGAAGUUUCAUGACGCCAUGGAUGAGACGUUGCAGAAGUUUUGUGGGUUAACAAAGCGAAGAAAGAUUGAAUUGGAUUGGGAUAGAAAAAAGGCUGGAAAGGCAGGGUUCAAAGACGAGCAUUGGAAGAUAUAUAUUACAGAUCCAAGACGAAAAAAUUUGACCCAGUAAAUUUGUGAUGUUUCUUUCUUUCAAUUUCCUUUUCUUCUGAUGAAUAUUUUUGUUAAUUUUCCUUCGUAGGAACACAUUACUGAGAUGUUUUCCAUAUAAUUUAUGUGUUGAUCAUAGCUAUACCAUAUUAUUUGUAUGAGACAUUGGUUACAGCCUUACGGGUCACCCUGUACAAUAUUUGCCGCAGAGAAUUUACUUGAUUCUCCUUUCUUAAUUAUAUUAUCUUAUCCCAAUUGGGAAUUUGCAUUUUCUAAUUGCUAGUAGGUUGUAAAGCUGCUAUCAAUGUUCCAAAACAAAGAAGUCACCCGCUUAGAAUUUUGUAGCCCCUUGGAGCUGAUGUAAAAAUCAGAACUUGACCCAAAAGUUCUAAUAAUU